This is a messenger RNA of Anoplophora glabripennis (Asian longhorned beetle), 1625 nucleotides long. RefSeq lists its product as uncharacterized. The transcript is spliced from 4 exons. NCBI's taxonomy places the organism in Eukaryota, Metazoa, Arthropoda, Insecta, Coleoptera, Cerambycidae. The record is from RefSeq and is a predicted model, not a curated record. Gene Ontology annotation, molecular function: protein binding. The coding region runs from base 72 to 1292 and encodes 406 amino acids.
AGGCGUAUCGUUGAGUCUUUCCUGUGUAUUUCGACAAAUAACUCGUGAAUGUUAUUGUAGUGGUAUUAUUUAUGUGUUCCAAAGCUCUCUUUAAUGAUUUUUCAGAUAUUGAUAUAAAUGGCAGCAUUUCCCAAAAAUGGAAGCGCUUGCGGAAAUGUUGCGCAUCGCUCAGAGGCGUCAAUGUACACAGUUCAGAAACAUCUAAAAGUACUUUACUGGAACCAUCCGCCCCUCACAUACUAGUCAGUACACCCCAUGCAACUUCAUCACUACGUAUACCAAGUAGCAAUAAGAAAAAUAGUGUCCAAGACGUACUGAGAGCGAAACUAAGCCAAAUACACGUAGGUUUAAGGAAACGGAGGGCUCUAUCCGUCCAAGAAUUUUUCCAUAACUCGAACCAAGAGAAGCAGCCGACUUUUUACGUCCCAUCCCCCUGUUCGGUGUCGCCUACUUCGGGUGGCACCUCGCAACCUAGGAGGCCACGUUCCAGACAACGAUCCGUCACUUCUUUGACAUACACCCCUUCUCAGUCCAAAGAAUUCAUCAAGUGUCAUAGCGGCGAGUGGGACCCCCUCCCUUACGAACCACCCCCCGAUUACGAUGAUGAAGACAAAGCUCCAACGCGAAGAUGGUCUGUGAUAGCUUUAAACAAAACCGAGAAGAAUAGAACACCAGCGAAGAUAGAAAAUUUCAACAUCAAAAUUCCCAAAACUAAGUUGAACAAGUCCUUUGACCGUGCCAGGUCACAGUCCCCUAAAUGGAACAAAGAACAGGGCAAGUCCAUUAGAGGCGAUACCCAAGUGAUCAAACCGCAUUUUGCUUCUAAAGCUAACUCUAAAAGCCACUAUGAACUUAUUGGUGCUAGACAAAAACCGGAAGCUAGACGGGACGCCGAACGUGGCCAACAGGAGUUGAUAGAAGAGCUGGAAGAAAUAGAGGAAGAAGAAAGUAAAUUUUGCACUUUGCCUCGAGGUGGGAACACUUUUACAAUAAGGCAGGUGGUGUUCCAAAAAGGUCCAGAUUAUAAACCCCUUGGAUUCAGCAUAGUCGGUGGGAGGGAUUCCCCCAAAGGCAGCAUGGGGAUAUACGUGAAGACAAUUUUUCCAAAUGGACAGGCAGCUGACAGCGGAACACUUAAAGAAGGUGAUGAGAUACUAGCAGUAAACAGCAAACCAUUACAUGGGGCCUCUCACAAAGAAGCUAUAAACGUUUUCAAACAAAUCCGGUCUGGAUCGGUGCUUUUACAUAUUGGGCGUCGCGUCAUGAAGAAGCACAGGGAAAAAGCUUACUAAACUUAUAUCUACCGUGUGCCUCGAAAUUGAAUUUUCUUUUAAAUGUUUCAUAUAACACUAUGUUGAAGUGAAAUAUUUUGUUAUUUAGAAGAAAAAAUGUCUCUUCUAUGUUCAAUUUUAGAGUACACUGGAUAUAAUAUAAUAAUAAGUACCAAAGAUAAUCGUUAUCUACAAAUAUGCAAAAGCAUAUUUAUUGUGUAAUGAAGGAUGUCAUUACUGGUUGUUGAUUUACAUAUAUAUUUUUUUUGUACCAUUUUUUACAUUGGCAAUGAACUGUAGUAUUUAUAUACAGGGUCGGAAAGUCCCCAUGGUUCAUUGGCCGUUACGUGAGAG